Molecule: messenger RNA, 441 nt
Organism: Marasmius oreades (fairy-ring Marasmius)
Lineage: Eukaryota; Fungi; Basidiomycota; Agaricomycetes; Agaricales; Marasmiaceae
Exons: 3
Coding region: 1-441 (146 amino acids)
Source: RefSeq, a predicted model, not a curated record
AUGAGGUAUCUAGCAGAAAUUCCCUUGAACCUUCAACGGCAACUUGAAGCCUACGAACUCGCUUGCGCUGCUCAGAUCACAGCUUUUUCUUCGGCUCAAGCGCUUUCUCAGGAUAUCCUGGAAUCUCAGCGUCUUUUGCACUUGGUUGGCCACGAUCCGGUCUCUGUCCUUCAAGGACUUUUGGAGGAUGCCAAUUUUGAGCUCUCUCCUGAUCACUUGAAGAUGCUGGCUGGCGCUCUUGGCUGGCCCUUACCUCUCGUUGCAGACUCCAGUGUUCACCGAUGGGACAACGAUCGCUUUAUUUUGACGUCUCCCGAUAACAUUGUCCUUGCUGAGGCUCAAGUACCUGGGCCUUCUCAGCUCCCUCCUCUUCCUGUUAUCCCUUCUUCUGUGCUCUUGGAAUCUUUUCACCCAUCCCUGUCAGCCAAAUAUGACUGCUAG